Molecule: messenger RNA, 1416 nt
Organism: Eremothecium gossypii ATCC 10895
Lineage: Eukaryota; Fungi; Ascomycota; Saccharomycetes; Saccharomycetales; Saccharomycetaceae
Gene: ALG1
Product: chitobiosyldiphosphodolichol beta-1,4 mannosyltransferase
Exons: 1
Coding region: 1-1416 (471 amino acids)
Cellular component (GO): endoplasmic reticulum
Molecular function (GO): mannosyltransferase activity
Source: RefSeq, marked provisional
AUGGACACGUCCUCCGUUACUAUGCACACUGAACGCGCGUGCUGCCACCAAGCUCAACGGGCGGUCGCUGCGAUGUUGGAUAAGGCUCCUAGCUGGUUGAUCUGGACGGCUGUUCUCUAUGUAGGGCUUCCGUUUAUGCUAUACUGGGCCGUUCCGUACCUAUUCUACCACAACAAGACAAAGAGCAGACGCAUUGCGAUCUAUGUACUAGGCGAUCUUGGGCACUCUCCGCGGAUCUGCUACCACGCGCGCUCUUUCAGCGCUGCGGGCUGGGAGGUGGAGCUGUGUGGUUAUCUGGAGGAGCAGCCACCGAAGGACUUGCUGGACGAUCCGCGCGUGACGAUCCGGGCGUUGCCAGGAGCCUCUAAUGCAGGCAAGAGCCUGGGCCAGACUGCGCGCAAGGUCGUAUUGCAGACAUGCCACAUUGUGCGGCAGCUGUGGGAGCUGCGCGGGUGCGACUACAUUCUGAUCCAGAAUCCGCCCAGCAUCCCGCUUCUGCCCAUCGUGGCGAUCUUCAAGGUGCUGACGCGCACUCGGUUAAUCUUGGACUGGCACAAUUUUGCGUAUACCGUCCUGCAGUUGCGGGUGGGGCGUUUUCUGCACCCGCUCGUACUUGUCUCGUAUGCUGUGGAGUUUCUGUUCAGCCGCAUGGCUGACUACCAUAUCACCGUGACCGCCGCCAUGAAGGAUUAUCUCGUACAGAGCUUUCUGUUGCCCGCGCGGCGUAUUGCUGUCAUGUACGAUAGGCCUGGCGAGCAAUUUAGGCCACUGCCGGCGGGGGAGCGGGGGGCUGCGCUCGCAGAGCCAUUCAUCAGAGGUUACAUUCCGGCAGGAUUCGACGUCCAGCGAGGCGAUACCAUACUGGUGACGUCAACAUCCUUCACUCUGGACGAAGAUAUUAAUGUGCUAUUUGGUGCGCUCAAGAUAUACGAGAGUGCUGCGGCGAAGUUCGAUACUACUCUUCCGCGCAUCCUGCUUUUCGUCACUGGUAAGGGCCCCCUCAAGGGCAAGUACAUGGAGGAAGUGAGGAAUUACAAAUGGGAACGCUGCACAAUCCACUUCCUGUGGCUCUCUGCUGAGGACUACCCGCGGCUUCUGCAGCUGUGUGACUUCGGUGUUUCGCUACACACUUCGACUUCGGGGCUGGAUCUGCCCAUGAAGGUGCUUGACAUGUUCGGGUCGGGUCUGCCGGCCUUUGUAAUGGACUAUCCCGCCAUCGGCGAAUUGGUCCAGGACCGCGUCAACGGCUUGAGGUUUACAACCCGGCGUGAGCUAGAGCAGUGUCUUAUUUUCGCAAUCAAGGAUGAACACACUAGGAAGGUGCUGAAGGAGAACGCGCUUCUUGAGAGUAAGAACAGAUGGCACCAGAGUUGGGCCUCCGCCAUGAGCGAGCUGCAAGUUGUUCGGCAAUCUUAG